This is a messenger RNA of Urocitellus parryii (Arctic ground squirrel), 3386 nucleotides long. It is a transcript of the gene Sh3bp4, whose product is annotated as SH3 domain binding protein 4. Lineage: Eukaryota; Metazoa; Chordata; Mammalia; Rodentia; Sciuridae. Gene Ontology annotation, cellular component: cytoplasm. The record is from RefSeq and is a predicted model, not a curated record. Gene Ontology annotation, molecular function: protein binding.
GCUCCGGGCACUCGCGGCGGUCCCGGCCCCUCUCCGCCUCRCCACCGCCGCGGUGCUUCCCGGAGCCGCGCGCGCCCCCGGCCGGGCGAGCCGCUGGACGACCAGAGCGCCGCAGGAGCCCGCGGGGACGCCAUGCGAGCCAGGAAGAAGCACGCUGCCGAGUUGCCGCUGCGCAGCUGGGUUGCUUGAGACAGAAGCACCGUGGCUGCUCCAGGAAGCAGAGGAAGAGACAUGUGCCCAUAGUGGACCCCUGGCCCAGGGUUUCCAGAUGGCGGCCCAGCGGAUCCGAGCAGCCAACUCCAGUGGCCUCCCUCGGUGCAAGUCGGAGGGGACCCUGAUCGACCUGAGUGAGGGGUUUUCAGAGACCAGCUUUAAUGAUGUCAAAGUGCCUUCUCCCAGUGCCUUGCUGGCCGAUACCCCCACCCCUUUUGGAAACGCCAAGGAAGUGAUCGCCAUCAAGGACUACUGCCCCACCAACUUCACCACCUUGAAGUUCUCCAAGGGCGACCACCUCUACGUCCUGGACACGUCGGGCGGGGAGUGGUGGUACGCACACAACACCACCGAGAUGGGCUACAUCCCCUCCUCCUACGUGCAGCCCUUGAACUACCGGAACUCCACCUUGAGCGACAGCGGCAUGAUAGACAAUCUUCCAGACAGCCCGGAUGAGGCAGCCACGGAGCUGGAUCUGCUCGGGGGGUGGACAGACGACCAGAAGGGGUCCGGCAAAGCGCACAGUAAUAACCCUUUUUGGAGUGGGGUCCAAACAAACCCUUUCCUGAACGGGAACGUGCCGGUGAUGCCCGGCUUGGACGAGCUGACUCCCAGAAGCACCGUGGACCUGCUGCUGUUUGAUACCGGAACAUCCUCCUUCACUGAAUCCAGCUCUGCCACCACCAACAGCACCGGCAACAUCUUCGACGAGCUCCCGGCCACCCAUGGACUCCACGCUGAGCAGCCGGUCAAACGGGACAACCCCUUCUUUAGAAGCAAGCGAUCCUACAGCCUGUCCGAGCUCUCCGUCCUGCAAGCCAAGUCAGAUGCGCCCACCACGUCGAGUUUUUUCACAGGUUUGAAAUCCCCUGCUCCCGAGCAAUUUCAGAGCCGGGAGGACUUUAGGACUGCGUGGCUGAACCACCGGAAGCUGGCCCGGUCUUGCCACGACUUGGAUCUGCUCGGCCAGAGCCCAGGCUGGGGCCAGACACAAGCCGUGGAGACGAACAUUGUAUACAAGCUGGAUAGUUCUGGGGGUGCCGUGCAGCUCCCAGACACCAGCAUCAGCAUCCACGUGCCCGAGGGCCACGUCGCCCCUGGGGAGACGCAGCAGAUCUCCAUGAGAGCCCUGCUGGACCCCCCGCUGGAGCUCAACAGCGACAAGUCCAGCAGCAUCAGCCCCGUGCUGGAGGUCAAGCUCAGCAACCUGGAGGUGAACACCUUCCUCAUCUUAGAGAUGAAGGUCUCUGCUGAGGUGAAAAACGACAUCUUUAGCAAAAGCACAGUAGGUCUCCAGUGUCUGAGGAGCGACUUGAAGGAAGGGCCGUACCUGCCCAUCCCACUCACCUACAGCCAUGGGGACACCGUCCAGGUGCAGCUGGACAACCUGGAGCCCUGCAUGUACCUGGCCAUUGUGGCCCACGGCCCAAACAUUCUCUACCCUUCCACCGUGUGGGACUUCAUCCAUAAGAAGGUCACCGUGGGUCUCUACGGUCCCAAACACAUCCACCCCUCCUUCAAGACGGUAGUGACCAUUUUCGGGCACGACUGCGCCCCCAAGAUGCUCCUGGUGAGCGAGGUCACCCGGCAGGCCCCCAGCCCUGCCCCCGUGGCUCUGCAUCUAUGGGGAAAGCACCAGUUCCUCCUGUCCAGGCCCCAGGACCUCAAAGUCUGCAUGUUUUCCAACAUGACCAACUACGAGGUCAAGGCCAGCGAGCAGGCCCGAGUGGUGAGAGGCUUCCAGGUGAAGCUGGGCAAGGUGAGCCGCCUCGUCUUCCCCAUCACCUGCCAGAGCCCUGGCGAGCUCUCGGACUUCACGCUGCGGGUGCAGGUGAAGGAUGACCAGGAGGCCCUCCUGACCCAGUUCUGCAUCCAGACGCCACAGCCUCCACCCAAGAGUGCCAUCAAGCCGUCCGGGCAGAGGCGGUUUCUCAAGAAGAACGAGGUGGGGAAGAUCAUCCUGUCCCCGUUUGCAGCCACCACCAAGUACCCGACGUUUCAGGACCGGCCCGUGUCCAGCCUCAAGUUCGGCAAGCUGCUCAAGACGGUGGUGAGGCAGAGCAAGAACCACUACCUGCUGGAGUACAAGAAGGGGGACACGGUGGCGCUGCUGAGCGAGGAGCGCAUCCGGCUGAAGGGGCAGCUAUGGACCAAGGAGUGGUACAUCGGCUACUACCAGGGCAAGGUGGGCCUGGUGCACGCCAAGAACGUGCUGGUGGUCGGGAGGGCCAGGCCCAGCCUGCUCUCGGGCCCCGAGCUGAGCACCUCGGUGCUGCUGGAGCAGAUCCUCCGGCCCUGCAAGUUCCUCACCUACAUCUACGCCUCGGUGCGGACCCUGCUCAUGGAGAACAUCAGCAGCUGGCGCUCCUUCGCAGACGCCCUGGGCUACGGGAGCCUGCCGCUCACCUUCUUCUGCCGGGCGGAGCUGGACAGUGAGCCCGAGCGUGUGGCCUGUGUCCUGGAGAAGCUGAAGGAAGACUGUAACAACCCCGAGAACAAAGACCGCAAGUCCUUCCAGAAGGAGCUCGUGAUGGCCUUACUGAAGAUGGACUGCCAGGGCCUGGUGGUCAGGCUCAUCCAGGACUUUGUGCUCCUGACCACAGCCGUGGAGGUGGCGCAGCGCUGGCGGGAGCUGGCUGAGAAGCUGGCCAAGGUCUCCAAGCAACAGAUGGACGCUUACGAGUCUCCCCACCGCGACAGGAAUGGGGUGGUGGACAGUGAGGCCAUGUGGAAACCUGCCUAUGACUUCUUGCUUACCUGGAGCCACCAGAUCGGGUACAGCUGCCAGAACAUCAUGUACGGACUGCACAUUGGCAUGGACAAGAUAAAAAGCCCCAUCACCAAGCGCUGGAAGCACCUCACGGGGACGCUGAUCCUGGUGAACUCGCUGGACAUCCUGCGCGCAGCCGCCUUCAGCCCCGCUGACCACGAUGACCUGGUCAUCUGAACAGGCGCCCUGGGCACAAGGCUGCGAGCGCAGGGCCCUGUGCUGUCACCAGGGGCGGUGGGGAGCGGGAAGGCUGCUCCCACGGAGGGGGUCGCCACCCAGCCCCAGGCUGGGGACAGGGACACUCUGCCCUUCUCUGCGUCCAGGGACAGCCAGGGGGCUUUCUACUGCAGGUUGUUGCCAAUCAAAUAGCUUUCUAUUUGUGUAAGUGUGAAUUAAAUUCAAA